AUGACCUGCCGCCAUGCUCUGGAUAAUAUAAGAACUUUUCACUUCUGAAGACAAGAGGAUGUGCUAAGAAGACCGUUCACUGGGAUGGAUUCCCUGUGAUUUGAUCAGUUACCGCGUUGUGGCCGAGUAAUGGAAGAGGCAAUCGUGCGUUACCGGCGAUAUCGUGCUCUGCAUAUGCAACAGCAUCAACAACGCAUUCGGCACGCAGCGGGUGCCAUCAACCCGGUGUUGAAGGCAGGUGAUAUCAAACGACAAAUCCGCUAUGAAAGAAUAAAUGUGGACGGAGAGGUGCUAAGUUAUUCGGCCAAUGAAAAUGGCCAAGUUGGUGUUUUUGUAGCUGCUCAGCCCCUGUCUCAAGAACGCAAUUAUUUUGAAGUAGAAAUCUUGGAUACAGGGUUCUUCGGUGCCAUAGGUGUAGGUUUAGUGCCAAGUCGCUAUCCGCUGGAUAGUCAGCCAGGGUGGAUUGUGGACUCUGUGGCUUAUCAUGCGGAUGAUGGAAAAUUAUUUAAAUCAAAUGGUCACGGUCGACCUUUUGGCUCCAAGUGCCAUAGUGGUGAUAUUGUAGGUUGCGGAAUCAAGUUUGACCAAGCAUUUGAGGGCGACGAUGAGCGGCAAAGACGAUUAGUACCAGUUUUCUUUACCCGGAACGGCAGAGAGGUUGGUACUGUGCUUGCGCCCAUGCCUGGUGAUGGCCUGUUCCCCGCAGUGGGCAUGCAUUCCGAGGGAGAAGAAGUCAAAAUCAACCUUGACAUUGAGUGGCAACAUCAGGACGUCAUCCUUAUGUCAAUAGACAACACGGAAGAGGAGUGGUCGCGUCUUCACGAUGUCCGGGUGAACGGACAGGUUGGACCUGCGGGCCGAUCUGGACUGAUGUUGGAGUAUACGGGUCGUGGUAAAAGUAUAAUAGACGUUGGCCUUGCUCAGGCCAGAUGGCCACUAGACACAACUAACCAUUAUUUUGAAAUAGAAGUGGUGGACCCUGGUGAAAGCUGUUAUAUAGCCAUAGGAUUAGCUAGACGUGAUUAUCCCAAACAUCGGCACCCUGGCUGGAACAAGGGGUCUAUAGCUUACCAUGCAGACGAUGGCAAAAUAUUUAUAGGGAGUGGAGUGGGAGAUCCAUUUGGGCCAAGAUGCCAUAAAGGUGAUAUAAUGGGCUGUGGUAUAUUGUUUCCUCGAGACUAUAGCAGUGAGCUGGACAGUGAUGGGUCACAGGAUGCCUCACCAGAUGGGUCGGAGAGCCCGGACGAUCUCCUGGAGUUGGAGUUGGAUUCUGAGUCAGAGGACGAGGAGUGGUGGGAAAGACCAUGUGCUGAGAAUGGUACAAAAGUACAGGUAAAGGUUUUCUUCACGAGAAAUGGUAAAACGAUUGGACGGAGAGAAACUCGCAUUCCAAGGGGAGGGUUCUAUCCUACAGUGGGCAUGCUCAGUAGUGAUGAGAAAGUCAAGGUGGACCUUCGACCUUUGACUGGUUAGAAACCAUCGUGAGGUGUAAUGCCAAGAACGCUAUCUGUUGACCUUAGACCUACUGACAGGAAGAUGUUGUUGGAUGUGCUUCCUGUUAGUUGACGUUCUCGUUUCGCUGAUGGAGGUCUCAUGGGAGUGUUGUCAGCAAAAUGACAUCUGCCAGUUUGACCCAGGCGACCUUUGAUUGUUGUCUGAAAGAACACCAGGCUUCCAUAGUUCGUUUGCUGACAAUACUUCUGUGGUGUUAUCUCAGUUAUUGAUUCAUACGAAAGUCAGAAUUCGCAUAGGCUCUGUGUGGAUGAAUCAAGAAUUAAUAAAGACUAGUCUUUAUUAAUUCUUGAUGAAUGUGGUGCUCUUUAUUUUUUACCCUGUAUAAUUGUAUGCUUGAUUUGCAUGUACCUUAUGUGCACACGCAUGUUGAUUCUUAUAGAAUGAUGCAAGUGUCUGUACAUUUGGUUCUGCUUGCUGUGUUGACUGGUAUAUUUGAUGUACAGCAUGUUCCGAAAAUAAUGUUAUGAAGCUAUGAUAUAAGAAGCGUCCUCUGACUCGGUAAUCAAACUAAACAGGGCCUGGUCAUUCUGGUUUCCUGUUCUUCUAUGACAUACAUUUUUGCCUGUGUUUCAAGACUUAAUUGUAUCUUUUUGGGAACUUGUUGUGUAUCAAAUAUACAAAUUGAUUCAGUUUUCACCAAUAAUGUGAUAUAUAAUGAUUUUGAGUUGAAAGAUGUUGUGUCUUGUGUUCAUCAAGACUAGUUGGGCAUUCGCUUGUUAUUAAAGGAAUUGGGGAUACUGAAAAAUGCAGCUUAUUGAAAAAAUUAAUUAGUUUUAAAACUUAAAAACUUAACAUCUUUGAGUGGGUGUGUUAGUGUUAACAUCUUUGAGGGGGAGUAGUUCCUUGGUAUGCAGUUUGCACCUUAUCUGAAAAAAGCAAAUUUUUAACUUGUAUACCAGGAUCACUAUUUCACCAUUUCGGAAUUCCAAUACUUUGUUGGCUUGUUAUCGUUGAUAUUUGUCUCGGGUGGGGGGGGGGGGGGGCAUUAGAAGUAUCCCUAAGUUGCCCUGUUUGGAUUAGACUAGUGAUGGGAUGAAUUGGUUAUCCUCUGUCUUUCAUUAUUGAUAAUCAAAUCAGUUUCAAGUGCAGAGGGAUUUUGUAAUCCUUUUUUUUGUAUUAACCUUUUGAAGUUUUGCUCAGAUUCUAAGAUUUGAUGGCAAAUUGUUGCGUUUUCUGUAAAAAACCUGUUAGUUUGUUUUUUGGCAAUCAUUAAGUAAAUAUCUUUGAGAAAGAGUGAUUGAAUUUCCUCUCUUACUAUUUGAUUAAGUUUAGGUUGGGAAAAGAUGAGACAGCUGCAAGAAUUAUAGAAACAGAGACAUACUCAUUGGGACCUAUGUGAAAUGGGUUUUUGUACGGUUGAAUUUGGUUGAGGGUCACAGAACAUUCGCCAAAAGCACUUUCAAUGCACGCUGUACUUAUUAGUUAUUUCAUGAUUAGUGCAAUAUCACUUAUAAGUAUAUACUUCAUUGGUGGAAAAAAGGAGACAAAUUUGAUAAAAGCAGUAAUCACAACAAUUUAAAUGUCUUGUCUGCGAUGAGGCAUAGCAUUCUUGAGAUUGAACGAAGUUGCUGUUAUCCUAAAAAUGUUUCGUCUGUAAGUAUCUGAUCUUUGUAUUUAGUUGGAUUUUCAUCUAUGCAAUUCAGUUUGAUAUUUAUAAACCUUGCUAUACGUACUUAAAUAUGUUUUACUCCCGAGUUGAAAAUAUGGUAGCUCAGUUGUCAUAGGUUUGGAACUCAUUGUCUUAUUUCUAUAUCCCGGUACACAAUUUGCCUGGGUCUGGCCUCAUCUUAGUUCGAACUGUAUUUAAAUCGUAGAUAUGAAGAAAAGACAAGUGAUGAUAUUUUUUGCUUUUCUCCACUUUUGACUAUUCUUUUCUUCUUGCCAUUUUGAGUUUUGUUCUUCCGUUUAUGCUGUUGACAUUCACAAGUCUUGAAAGAUACAUGUAGGAUGUUUUGUUGAAGGAAGUUGAACAAAAGGUGAAAAUGAUCACUGUCGUCUGUCAGAUAAAGUAUUGGACCUGAAGGGAUAUCUGUUGUUAGUUAUAGGUUAUGACAUUAAAGUUGAAUCUGGUAGUUGAAUUCUUGUAAGAUUUUCCAUGUGGUGUGACCAAGAUAAAAACGUAGAUAAACAUUUUUUAGAUUGAAUUUAGUUGAUGACUGCUGAUAUAUAUAAACAUUAAAAGGGUGGCUCUGAAGUGCCAACUAUCACACAAGGUGCAAUGGUAUGUAAAGUGGACUCAUUCAUGGGUUGGCUAUUCAAAUGUUAACCCAAAUGAAAGUAUUACCAGUCAUCAACUGAUCUUCAGACAGUCAAGCUUAAUAGUGCUACCAAGAAUAUGUGCUUCUCUAGUUACUCAAUGUAUUGACCAGUGUUGUCUGCUUCCUGUGUAACCAUAGUUGACAUGUCCUCCUUUGGAUGUAGAAAUUACGAUCCAAACAAUUAUUGAAAGAAGGUGUUGACAAUACCACUGGUUGUCUUCCUGCUUAUUAAUAUGGCCUGAAAGUGGCACCUGUAGUUUUGUAUAGUUUGUGUUCUUACUCAAGAUAUCUGAUAUCAAGAUAGGUAAUCGGUGAUGUAGCUGGGAGCUUUUGAGCGGGUCUUGAUGGACCACUGAGCUGCUUGUGUCAGUCUUUUGAAUGAGUUGUACAUUGUGACUUACUCGAAGGUGAAUUUUUCAUCAAGUUCUGAUCUCAGAAUUGUCAUUUUCCCUGCGAAUUAGAUUUUGUUGGAAAAUUUAGAAUGGAAGUAUUCCUAUUUCUAGCAAAACUGUUUAAAGUAUCAAAUUCACAUCUCAAUGUUGUAUUAAAAUUGAUGACCACUUAGCUGCUUGUGUCAGUCUUUUGAAUGAGUUGUACAUUGUGACUUACUCGAAGGUGAAUUUUUCAUCAAGUUCUGAUCUCAGAAUUGUCAUUUUCCCUGCGAAUUAGAUUUUGUUGGAAAAUUUAGAAUGGAAGUAUUCCUAUUUCUAGCAAAACUGUUUAAAGUAUCAAAUUCACAUCUCAAUGUUGUAUUAAAAUUGAUGACGCUCCAGUUUCUGCUUAGGCAUUUGCUGCAUUUUUUCAAAUAAUCAAUUUUCUAUUUUUUUCAAGAAAAAAACAUGUUAUCCAAAUUUAGAUUGAUAGUUGUGAAUGUUGGUUGAUGUUGAAGCUUUUAUAAUAAUAUUGUUGAUGUCACGAUGUAACAGACGUGUAUUGUUAAAGCAGACUAUAUGUAACCAUGGUAACCUUUGAAAGUUUCUCUUCAUGUUUGCCUUUUGAAAAUAUUUUGAAGACAAUGUGUUGAUUUUGAAUUUGUAAGCCAGUGUUUUGCUCACAGUUAUACAGGUGAACUUGUUAGAUGUGCAUCAGGUAUCACUGAUACUAUAUGGACGUUUGACGAGUUACCUCUCAUGUACAAAAAAGAUCUCUAUCGGAGAGUAAAUAGGGUAAAAAGUCUGUGUGUUUGUUCACAUGGUUUGAUUUAUGAAUUCUAAAAUACAUGUGUUGUAAUGCACCAUAAUUCAUUAUUAGUCUUUUGAAACUGAUUUAUAUAUCCUUCUAGACAAUUAAUUUCAAUGAUUUUUUUCUUCACUCUUGGAAUUAAGCCAGAACCAAGUUUUCCACAAAAAUGACUUCUUCAUCCUGUUAUGUUUAUUGCACACCGUUAGUUUUCUCACCCUGUCUGUUUCAUAAAAGUUGUUGCUUCCGGAGGAUUAGUCGGUAUUUGUCAGAAAAUUUACCAAUGAAUCACAUAGAUCAUGAUAUGGAUGUUACCACCUACGAAUGGUCAUGUCAAUAGGUUUUGCAGAAUUCUAACCUAUUGAACAAUUUAUUAAAACCCUCACUUGGCAAGAAAGGAUUCGGUCAGUGUUUUUGUUAUCCAAGAGGAAUGGAUUAGAAUUGACUGUGAGCGAUGAUGCAUUUAUCAGGCGAGGAUAACAGUAUUUAUGACAGAACAGCCACAUGUGACUUCAUUGCUCCCUGAUUUGCAAGGUACAAGUCGGUUAAAGAAAGUAAUUGUCUAAAUUUUCGAGGAGUGAAUGUCAGGCUCCUCUUGAUAUUGGCCGCUGGAGUCUUUUACCCUUUCUUGAUCGUUCCACACAGAUCUUACCUCUCAAUGUUGAUGCUUUAAAAGAAUUUAAGGGAUGUCCCCAUGUCUGGUUGAAGGUCGAUGUUUUGACUGUUCUGUCCUGAAUAUGUUCCUUUCUUUAUGUUGGUCUUGUUGGUGGUGAAACUAUUUGUUAAGAUGUAGGUUUGUAAAUAAGUUUUGGAUAAAGUAAAAUACUGAUUUUAAGUAUGCAAGAUUUUAUUUUGGUUUAAAUUUGUAUAUAGUGUCUGGCUGUUUGCAAAGCUUUGAAUAAAGCCAUAUUUUAAGUAAAAUA
This is a messenger RNA of Lineus longissimus, 5875 nucleotides long. Its product is annotated as SPRY domain-containing protein 3-like. The transcript is spliced from 10 exons. Gene Ontology annotation, molecular function: protein binding. NCBI's taxonomy places the organism in Eukaryota, Metazoa, Nemertea, Pilidiophora, Heteronemertea, Lineidae. Bases 130 to 1473 code for a protein of 447 amino acids. The record is from RefSeq and is a predicted model, not a curated record.